Nannospalax galili (Upper Galilee mountains blind mole rat) is the source of this 1968-nucleotide messenger RNA. RefSeq names its product SH3 and cysteine rich domain 3 (gene Stac3). The record is from RefSeq and is a predicted model, not a curated record. Gene Ontology annotation, biological process: skeletal muscle contraction; positive regulation of voltage-gated calcium channel activity; positive regulation of protein localization to plasma membrane. The transcript has 12 exons. The coding region runs from base 725 to 1819 and encodes 364 amino acids. Gene Ontology annotation, molecular function: protein binding. Gene Ontology annotation, cellular component: extrinsic component of cytoplasmic side of plasma membrane. Lineage: Eukaryota; Metazoa; Chordata; Mammalia; Rodentia; Spalacidae.
AAGAAAAAAAAAAACACCAAAAAAAACCUCACCAUAAAGAGCUUGGUACCAAGCCUGAUAACCUGAGUUUGAGUCUUCAGAACCACGUGGUAGGAGGAAACCAACUCUUGCAAGUUGCCCCUUGAUCUCCACAUGUAUGCGGUGGCACGUACCCAUACACUAAAUCAAUUCAUCAAGGCCCAGCAAGAUGGCUCAGGUAAAGGUACCUACAGCCAAGCCUGAUGACCUAAAUUCAAUACCCAGGACCCACAUAGUGGAGAGAACCAACCAGUACUGACUUGCUCACCAUAAAUAAUCAGAGAAGAGCUACUCUGGGGGAUGGGAGGAGUUAGGGUCAAGCCCUGCCCCAGACAUCCCCGUUUCCAAUUUCUCCCAGUCAGCUGUGCUGCUCAGCUGUCCUCUCCCCUCCAGCCCUGUCAUUUCAGCUCUGCCACCAAGGUGAAAGGCUAGGAGGCCUACGAAUACUGCGUGGGUAGCUGGUGUGAGUCCAGAGGGUACUGGGGGGCUUAGCCCCAAAGGAAGAGGACCAGCCCUCCCCCAGCACCAUCAUCAAGGCCCCAGGGAUCCCCUCUUCUCUCCACAGACUGUGGACUGAUUUAGGGAGUCUCAAAAUUUCUCCCAAAGCCUCUCUUCACUGACCACCCUUCUGUAAGGAGCGGAAUAAAGGAAAAGAAGAAUGGCAGUCAGGGAUUAGAUAUCAUAGUGGGGUCCAACCUCUUGCAGGAUGACAGAAAAGGAGGUGCUGGAGUCCCCUAAGCCCUCCUUCCCAGCAGAGAAUCCUCAAAGUGGGCUACAGCGGCUGAAGCAGCUAUUCAGGAAGGGCUCUCCAGAGACAAAGGAGAUGGAGCUUCCCCCAGAGCCCCAGGCGAAUGGAGAGGCAGUGGGAGCUGGGGGUGGGCCUAUCUACUAUAUCUAUGAGGAAGAGGAAGAAGAGGAGGAGGAGGAAGAACCCCCCCCAGAACCUCCUAAGCUUGUCAAUGACAAGCCUCACAAAUUCAAAGAUCACUUCUUCAAGAAGCCAAAGUUCUGUGAUGUCUGUGCCCGGAUGAUUGUGCUCAAUAACAAAUUUGGGCUCCGCUGUAAGAAUUGCAAAACCAACAUCCAUGAACAUUGUCAGUCCUACGUGGAGAUGCAGAGAUGCUUCGGCAAGAUCCCACCUGGUUUCCAUCGGGCCUAUAGCUCCCCACUCUACAGCAAUCAACAGUAUGCUUGUGUCAAAGAUGUCUCUGCUGCCAAUCACAAUGACCCUGUGUUUGAAACUCUGCGCAUCGGGGUGAUCAUGGCAAACAAGGAACGGAAGAAAGGACAGGCAGAUAAGAAAAAUCCUUUAGCAGCCAUGAUGGAGGAGGAGCCAGAGUCAGCCAGGCCAGAGGAAGGCAAGUCUCAGGAUGGAAACAACCCAGAAAGAGACAAAAAGGCUGAGAAGAAGACACCUGAUGACAAACAUAAGCAGCCUGGCUUCCAGCAGUCUCAUUACUUUGUGGCUCUCUAUCGGUUCAAAGCCUUGGAGAAGGAUGAUCUGGAUUUCCCGCCAGGAGAGAAGAUCACAGUCAUUGACGACUCCAAUGAAGAAUGGUGGCGAGGGAAAAUUGGAGAGAAGGUCGGAUUCUUCCCUCCAAACUUCAUCAUUCGAGUGCGGGCUGGAGAACGUGUGCACCGAGUAACGAGAUCCUUUGUGGGGAACCGUGAGAUCGGACAGAUCACUCUCAAGAAGGACCAGAUUGUAGUGCAGAAAGGAGAUGAAGCUGGUGGCUACGUCAAGGUCUACACCGGCCGCAAGGUGGGGCUGUUCCCCACCGACUUCCUAGAGGAGAUUUAAGUGUACUGGCUCCUGCAGGCGGGAGACACCUGUACCUCAUUCUGGGCAGACGCUGUGGAGGUUGGGGAAGAAAAGGGCGAAAGCAAAUGGACCGGAUGGGGGCACGACUUCUAGAACACGACAAGGCUUCUGGGAAGGGACUGGCUUCU